Molecule: messenger RNA, 1185 nt
Organism: Candida tropicalis MYA-3404
Lineage: Eukaryota; Fungi; Ascomycota; Pichiomycetes; Serinales; Debaryomycetaceae
Product: pepsin-like aspartic protease
Exons: 1
Coding region: 1-1185 (394 amino acids)
Biological process (GO): proteolysis
Molecular function (GO): aspartic-type endopeptidase activity
Source: RefSeq, a predicted model, not a curated record
AUGUUUUUAUCACAGUUGGUAGUUUCCCUUGUGUUUGGAUUACUUGUCACUGCUUCUCCUAUAACUUCACCUCCUGGUUUCAUUGCACUAGACUUUGACAUUAUUAAAACGCAAAAGAAUAUCGUUCCCAAUGAGAAUAUCAUUGUUUCUAAAAGACAACCAGUUCCUGUAACUUUGAUAAAGGAACAAAUAGCUUAUGCGGCCGAGAUAACUAUUGGUUCAAAUAACCAGAAACAAACAGUUAUUAUUGAUACUGGAUCCUCUGAUUUAUGGGUAGUUGACAAAAAUGCCACGUGUGUUCGUAGAUUUGAACAACAAGUGCAAGAUUUUUGUAAAGCAAAUGGAACGUAUGAUCCAAUUACAUCUAGUUCUGCUAAAAAAUUAGGAACAGUUUUUGAUAUUAGCUAUGGAGAUAAAACCAAUUCUCUGGGAAAUUGGUAUAAGGAUACUAUUAAGAUUGGUGGGAUUACUAUUACUAACCAACAAUUUGCAAAUGUCAAAUCGACUUCUGUUGCUCAGGGAGUCAUGGGAAUUGGAUUCAAAACAAAUGAAGCUUCUAAUGUUACUUAUGAUAAUGUUCCCAUCACUUUGAAAAAACAAGGGAUAAUUUCCAAAAGUGCCUAUUCACUUUACCUAAAUUCAUCAGAUUCAACAACUGGUGAGAUAAUUUUUGGUGGGGUUGACAAUGCUAAAUAUACUGGUAAAUUAAUCGACUUGCCUGUUACUUCCAAUAGAGAAUUAAGAAUCUAUUUAAAUAGUCUUACUAUUGGUGUGACAAAUAUUUCUGCUUCAAUGGAUGUUCUUUUGGAUUCAGGUACUACUUUUACAUAUCUUCAACAAGAUGUAUUGCAACAUGUUGUUGACAAAUUUAAUGGACAACUAAUUCAUGAUGCUUUAGGUAAUCCCUUACAUCUUGUUGAUUGUGACUUACCAGGAAACAUUGAUUUUGAAUUUUCCAAUAGUUCAAAGAUUUCCGUACCAAGUUCUGAGUUUGCUGUUAAAUUAUAUACCAUCAAUGGAGAAUUGUAUCCUAAAUGUCAACUCAGUAUCUUAACAAGUAGUGCUAACAUUCUUGGUAAUAACUUUUUAAGAUCAGCUUACAUAGUGUAUGAUUUGGAAGAUAAAAAGAUCUCCUUGGCUCAAGUGAAAUACACUUCUAAAUCUAACAUACUUCCACUUACAUAG